UUACUUUUUAAUAUACACCGCACAGUACAAAACCAGCUUAUCUGCUUAUUAAUUUUAUUUAACAAUAGUUAUACUUAGUUUACGAAGUAGAUUCACAUUAUAGAACAAGACAAUCAUAUGUGUGUCGCGACAUUAGGUAUCAGGUUUUAGCGUACCAUCAAAAUGUUGUCUUAUCUUGACGUCCAUUUAGUAUACACACUUCCUGCAAUCGGAGUUUUAACAUUAAUCACUUGGCCUUUCAUAAAUCGAUCCGAAAUUUUUAAAAUUACUUUUCUCUCCUUGUUAGCUCUUGUUUAUACAACACCAUGGGACAACUACUUAAUUGCUAACGGAGCUUGGAUUUAUCAAAAAAAUAAAGUUUUAGGUGUACUCGGAUAUGUUCCUAUUGAAGAAUAUAUGUUUUUCAUCCUUCAAACAACAUUAACAUCGCUUUGGGCCCUGAUGUGUAUGCGAUGGUCCACACCAUGUUUAAAUUUCAACUACAACAAACCAAGUUUUCAAUUGAUUCGAUGGAUACCAAUUUUACUAUUAUCGAUCACGACACUUAUAGGAUGGACUAUCGCUAUUCCUGGUGAAAAAUCGUUUUACUUAGGCACCAUACUUUGGUGGGUGUGCCCCGUAACUGCAUUUGUAUGGUACGGUGCAGGAAAUUAUUUUACAAAAAAAAAAGUUUCAGCAUCAGUAGCAAUAAUAGUACCUACGGUGUACUUAUGUUGGAUCGAUCAGUUGGCGCUAAAGCAAAACGUUUGGCAUAUUAACGAGCAAACUAGUUUGGAAAUAUUUCCUUUCGAGGAUUUACCCAUUGAAGAAGCAUUUUUCUUUUUUAUAGUUAACGUAAUGAUCGUUUUGGGCGUAUGUGCCUAUGACAAAGCUCGAGGCCUGAGUGAGACGUAUACUUCCGAUUACCCAUAUCAAUUUGGUAUGAACAAGCACUACAUCGGUCAAAUGUUGUUUGCGUUCCUCACUGAUGAAUGUUCGAAACCGGAAAUUGUGGUUAAGGACAUAAAAAAGAGUAUGGACGUUUUAGCAAUCGCUUCCAAAUCAUUUAACGUCGCCAGUUUUCUCUUCCAGUCAGGUAUUAGACUAGAUUUGAUGAUUUUGUACGCCUUUUGUCGAGUCACCGACGAUAUGAUUGACGACGAGCCAGACGUCGACAAAAAAAAACGGAAAUUGGAGUUGACCACACAAUUUGUAGACGAACUGUUCGCCGACCGGAAAUCAGACUAUGACGUUAAAACAAAACCUCAUAUGCCUCAGAUCAGCUGGCCAUUAUUCGAGUCAGAAUUGUCCGACGACGAACUGGCUUGUUUUAGGGCGAUAUCCAGAAUAACGUUUUACUUGCCACGUAAACCUUUCUACGACUUGCUUGCAGGAUAUAAAUGGGAUAUCGACGGUCGAUUCGUUAAAGAUGAAACUGAUCUGCUGUUGUAUUCCAGUUAUGUAGCUGGAAGUGUAGGCAUGCUGUGCGUUUACGUGAUGAUGUACAGGAGUGACGAUCGCGGAUGCGAAUUCAAAGAGAAACACGAAUACGUUAUUGGGAAAGCUCAUCAAAUGGGACAAGUAUUACAAAUCGUCAACAUCGCCCGUGAUAUAAUUACAGACAGUGAAACGCUGGGUCGGUGUUACGUGCCUACCGAUUACAUGGACGACGAGAUAGAAGAAAUCAAAAUAUUAUGCCACAAAAAAAACCCUAGAACGCUGGGUAACCAAAAAUUGAAAAAAUAUUCCACCCGAAUGAUUCAACUGGCCAACAAAUUUCAAACAGAAUCGGUGGUUGGCAUCAGGUGUUUACCAAAAGAGACAAGAGGUGCAGUUUUGGCAGCCACUGACAUAUAUCAAGGACUGACUUCUAAAAUACAAUCGAAUGCAAUAUACCCAAAAAGAGCAGCAUUAUCCAAAUGGAGUAAAAUAUUUAUAGGAUUGUACUCUUUAUAUUUUAAAAGCAUUCAAUAUAUUUUAUAAACAAUAGUGGUUAAAAUAACUGCAAUGUAUGUGUUUCAAAUAUGUAUUAACAUUAAUGGCAAAACAGUUAAUAUCACAACUUCUUUAAGUACAUUAUUAUUUUAAUUUGUAUUGUAUACGUUUCCAUUCAAACUUAUAGUUAAAAGGAUAGUUUUUAUGUUUGAUAAAUUGUUUAAUUUUUACAAAUUAAACAGUUUU
Adelges cooleyi (spruce gall adelgid) is the source of this 2160-nucleotide messenger RNA. RefSeq lists its product as uncharacterized. The coding region runs from base 163 to 1962 and encodes 599 amino acids. Gene Ontology annotation, biological process: biosynthetic process. The record is from RefSeq and is a predicted model, not a curated record. Gene Ontology annotation, molecular function: intramolecular lyase activity; geranylgeranyl diphosphate synthase activity. Lineage: Eukaryota; Metazoa; Arthropoda; Insecta; Hemiptera; Adelgidae. The transcript is spliced from 4 exons.